Pseudoliparis swirei is the source of this 2182-nucleotide messenger RNA. It is a transcript of the gene cisha, whose product is annotated as cytokine inducible SH2-containing protein. Gene Ontology annotation, molecular function: 1-phosphatidylinositol-3-kinase regulator activity. Bases 1108 to 1788 code for a protein of 226 amino acids. Lineage: Eukaryota; Metazoa; Chordata; Actinopteri; Perciformes; Liparidae. The transcript has 3 exons. The record is from RefSeq and is a predicted model, not a curated record. Gene Ontology annotation, biological process: intracellular signal transduction; phosphatidylinositol phosphate biosynthetic process. Gene Ontology annotation, cellular component: phosphatidylinositol 3-kinase complex.
GCAGCCUUUAUUUUGACUUUAAAAACAAUACAUAAAAUACAUAUUUCCGAGAUAGAUUAUCUCUCCGAGAGGUUAUGAACAGAAGUAGGAUUUUACCGUAGCCUAUGAACCUCAGACAUGAAUAACGUGAAUCAAUCAAAAACAACACACCGUGAGCAACAUGACUUGUUAUGUGGCCUAACACUUAACCCGUUUUGGGGCUUUAUUGUGACAACAACAACUCGCUUUCUCCAGCACGUAUUACUCGACAAACCUCCGAGAACCUCUUUCUCUCCUUCUCUCUCUCUCUCCGUGUUUUCCACCAGGAUCAAGGGAAAUCUAUAUUACUGGAAACAGCGUGUGUGCAUUCCUAUUAUCUUUAAUGUUGAGGCGGUGAAUUCCCAGAAAGAAGACUCUGCCGGGGCCGCCCGGCGGGGUGGAGUCAAGCCCUGCGAUAAUUCCUGGAAAGCAGAUAGGGAGAAGCUGCCGCGCGAUUCCUGGGAGCGAGCGUCGGUUCUGCGAAGGCAGGAGCGGGCGGCUGAGGAGCGGGCGAGAGGCGAGUCUCACAACACCGGGCACGAAGCGCUUUCAUCCGGAGAAUUGAGCGUACAAAAUAAAAAAAACAUUUCAACCAGCAAACACGCUAAAAGAAGAAGAAGCAGUUGCUGUCUUCCCCUGCGCGAGACGAGCGGCGGUGGUGCGGAAUGGGAGUUGGUGCGGCCGGUGUGACGUCAGAGCCGCCGGUGCUGUUCUCAGAAUAGACUUCUAGGAAACCGUAAUUUUUAAAAGCCGAGCCCUUACACUCUGUCCUCCACACAUGUUGGACCCCAUUCUGGUGACAACGCACUCCAACCCGCCGCUCAGGAGAUUUUUAUGUUUUUAAAUGUAUUGAUUUCAUUUUUUAACCGAACAUUUUGUAUCCGGUGUUUUAUAAGCGACAGGAACAAACCCGACUGAAUAUACGGCGCUCCUUUACUGUCCGACUCGUAUCUCUCCGAUGUGAAAACUCAUUUUCUCGACAAGUUUUUUUCCUUAACAUUUCUUUAGAGCUCAGUCUCUAUAUGUUUUCCUUAAUUUUUGAAGGAGAAAUACCGACCGGAUCUUAGCCCAGAGGAUUCAAGAAAUAGCAUGAUUCUUUGUGUACCAGGUCCGAGAUCUUCUCUGCCCACUGCUCCGUCCACUGAAACCCCGCGGGGUAUGCGGGCAGGAACUGUACCUUCCACCCUGUGCCUUCAAAGCCCCCCUCCACUAUGGGACCCCACAAAGGACCUACGGGCAAUUGCAAGCAACUUCUGCUAUCUAGAAAAUUCAGGAUGGUACUGGGGGGCUGUAACUGCAGCUCAGGCCCACGCUGCACUUCAAGAGGCAUCUGAAGGAGCGUUCUUGGUCCGAGACAGCAGCCACCCUCUGUACAUGCUGACCCUUUCGGUCAGGACUGCGCGCGGACCCACCAGUAUACGGAUACAGUACAGCGGCGCCCAGUUUCUGCUCGACUCCAGCUCCCCGGCCCGGCCCAGCCUGUCGUCCUUCCCCAACGUGCCCAGUCUGGUGCAGCACUACAUGGGACCAGAGAGGAAAGCAGAGGAAGGGAAGGUGGUGGAGGACGCUCCUUCAAAACCCUCUCAACAGACAAUUCAGGAGACAUCUGUGGUAUUAAAACUGAAGCGGGCUGUGUUCAAGCCUCAGGGUCUCCCCUCUUUACAGCACCUCACACGCCUCGUCAUUAACAGACACUCUGACUACCCCGACCAGCUACCACUCCCGAGGCCUCUGCUGCGUUACGUACAGGACUAUCCCUUCAAGGUAUAAGGGCCCCUCAAGUCUAUUAUUACGACGUAAAGGAAACAAACUGUUAAACAGGUCCUGUCCUCCAAAGACUGCCGCGCAAGCAGUUGGAGGCCAGAAAAUACUGAACCGGGACAUGUCUUCGCUGAAUACUGACGGGCCUGGUUUCAGACUGAAUUUGUCGAGGACUGAGUGAUGAAUUACCAGAGAAGAAGAUGACGACAAAUCUAAGUACUGUAAUCUUUAUUUCAUGAUGGAUGUGGAAAUUGUCCAUAUCUGUAUUACCAUAAUCAGUUCUGGAAGUGCAUACUGUUCCUAACAAGUACACUGAUUCCAUUGAGACAUCUUUCACGGCGUUUUAUUUUUUCUACCUUUUACAUGUGUACAUUUUCUAUUAAAAUAAUCGAUUGGAGUCCAA